Exaiptasia diaphana is the source of this 864-nucleotide messenger RNA. RefSeq names its product serine/arginine repetitive matrix protein 5-like. The record is from RefSeq and is a predicted model, not a curated record. Lineage: Eukaryota; Metazoa; Cnidaria; Anthozoa; Actiniaria; Aiptasiidae. The coding region runs from base 1 to 864 and encodes 287 amino acids. The transcript has a single exon.
AUGAGCUUUUCACGCUCAGACCGAGAUUCUCGGUCCUUAAGUUCUAGCCCAAAGUCACGCACAUCAAGUUUUGAUUCCCGAGAAACCCAAGAGAGAGAUGUAACCAAAGAAAGAAGAAGUCGCGAAUCGCCAGACACGUGUUUGUCAGUGUCUUCCUCUUCUUCAGAAAAUGAUUCGCCGUGCCGCUCAAGAUCCAGGUCACGUCGGCGCUCAAAAUCACCUUUAAAACGAAAAUCAAGAGCCAGGUCGCGUGUGCGCUCAAGAUCCAGGUCGCGUGUGCGMUCAAGGUCGCAUCGACGCUCAAAAUCACCUUCGAAAAGACUCUCAAGAUCCAGGUCGCGUGUGCGMUCAAGGUCGCAUCGACGCUCAAAAUCACCUUCGAAAAGACUCUCAAGAUCCAGGUCGCGUGUGCGMUCAAGGUCGCAWCGACGCUCAAAAUCACCUUCGAAAAGACUCUCAAGAUCCAGGUCGCGUGUGCGCUCAAGGUCGCAACGACGCUCAAAAUCACCUUCGAAAAGACUCUCAAGAUCCAGGUCGCGUGUGCGCUCAAGGUCGCAACGACGCUCAAAAUCACCUUCGAAAAGACUCUCAAGAUCCAGGUCGCGUGUGCGCUCAAGGUCACAUGUACUCUCAAAGUCGCCUUCGCGACGCUCAAGAUCCAGGUCGUCUAGACGCUCAAAAUCGCCCUCAAAACGAUGCUCAAUGUCAAGGUCGCGUGUACGCUCGAAGUCACCUCCACGAAGCUCUAGAUCCAGGUCGUAUCGACGUUCAAUGUCGCCGCACAGCUCUAGAUCCACAUCUGAGUUGCAAAGAAAACAAGGCUCACCAUCGACAUCCGAUAAAAACAAGGAAGAAAAAGGUUAG